This is a messenger RNA of Anopheles funestus (African malaria mosquito), 3247 nucleotides long. RefSeq lists its product as uncharacterized. The record is from RefSeq and is a predicted model, not a curated record. NCBI's taxonomy places the organism in Eukaryota, Metazoa, Arthropoda, Insecta, Diptera, Culicidae. The transcript has 3 exons. The coding region runs from base 1845 to 2789 and encodes 314 amino acids.
CAUAUUUGGAUAGAUAGGGUCAUUAGCUACCAAAAGUUAUUCUACGCCGAUGUGCUAAGUUGUCUGUGGAAAAAGUUAUUCGAGGUACAAAGACUUAACAUUUUCUCAACUUUUCCAAAAAAAUUCCUCAUUUGCCACUUUGGAUGCUUAUAACUCGGUCAGUUUCCAAUGGAUCUUCAAUUGUAGCACAUAUUUGGAUAGAUCUGGUCAUUAGCUACCAAAAGUUAUUUUACGCCGAUGUGCUAAGUUGUCUGUGGAAAAAGUUAUUCGAGGUACAAAGACUUAACAUUUUCUCAACUUUUCCAAAAAAAAUCCUCAUUUUGCCACUUUGGAUGCUUAUAACUCGGUCAGUUUCCAAUGGAUCUUCAAUUGCAGCACAUAUUUAGAUAGAUCUGGUCAUUAGCUACCAAAAGUUAUUCUACGCCGAUGUGCUAAGUUGUCUGUGGAAAAAGUUAUUCGAGGUACAAAGACUUAACAUUUUCUCAACUUUUCCAAAAAAAAUUCCUCAUUUUGCCACUUUGGAUGCUUAUAACUCGGUCAGUUUCCAAUGGAUCUUCAAUUGUAGCACAUAUUUGGAUAGAUCUGGUCAUCAGCUACCAAAAGUUAUUCUACGCCGAUGUGCUAAGUUGUCUGUGGAAAAAGUUAUUCGAGGUACAAAGACUUAACAUUUUCUCAACUUUUCCAAAAAAAUUCCUCAUUUUGCCACUUUGGAUGCUUAUAACUCGGUCAGUUUCCAAUGGAUCUUCAAUUGUAGCACAUAUUUGGAUAGAUCUGGUCAUUAGCUACCAAAAGUUAUUCUACGUCGAUGUGCUAAGUUGUCUGUGGAAAAAGUUAUUCGAGGUACAAAGACUUAACAUUUUCUCAAUUUUUCCAAAAAAAUUCCUCAUUUUGCCACUUUGGAUGCUUAUAACUCGGUCAGUUUCCAAUGGAUCUUCAAUUGUAGCACAUAUUUGGAUAGAUCUGGUCAUUAGCUACCAAAAGUUAUUCUACGCCGAUGUGCUAAGUUGUCUGUGGAAAAAGUUAUUCGAGGUACAAAGACUUAACAUUUUCUCAACUUUUCCAAAAAAAAUCCUCAUUUUGCCACUUUGGAUGCUUAUAACUCGGUCAGUUUCCAAUGGAUCUUCAAUUGUAGCACAUAUUUGGAUAGAUCUGGUCAUUAGCUACUAAAAGUUAUGCUACGCCGAUGUGCUAAGUUGUCUGUGGAAAAAGUUAUUCGAGGUACAAAGACUUAACAUUUUCUCAAUUUUUCCAAAAAAAUUCCUCAUUUUGCCACUUUGGAUGCUUAUAACUCGGUCAGUUUCCAAUGGAUCUUCAAUUGUAGCACAUAUUUGGAUAGAUCUGGUCAUUAGCUACCAAAAGUUAUUCUACGCCGAUGUGCUAAGUUGUCUGUGGAAAAAGUUAUUCGAGGUACAAAGACUUAACAUUUUCUCAACUUUUCCAAAAAAAUCCUCAUUUUGCCACUUUGGAUGCUUAUAACUCGGUCAGUUUCCAAUGGAUCUUCAAUUGUAGCACAUAUUUGGAUAGAUCUGGUCAUUAGCUACCAAAAGUUAUUCUACGUCGAUGUGCUAAGUUGUCUGUGGAAAAAGUUAUUCGAGGUACAAAGACUUAACAUUUUCUCAACUUUUCCAAAAAAAUUCCUCAUUUUGCCACUUUGGAUGCCUAUAACUCGGUCAGUUUCCAAUGGAUCUUCAAUUGUAGCACAUAUUUGGAUAGAUCUGGUCAUUAGCUACUAAAAGUUAUUCUACGCUGAUGUGCUAAGUUGUCUGUGGAAAAAGUUAUUCGAGGUACAAAGACUUAACAUUUUCUCAACUUUUCCAAAAAAAUUCCUCAUUUUGCCACUUUGGAUGCUUAUAACUCGGUCAGUUUUCAAUGGAUCUUCAAUUGUAGCACAUAUUUGGAUAGAUCUGGUCAUUAGCUACCAAAAGUUAUUCUACGCCGAUGUGCUAAGUUGUCUGUGGAAAAAGUUAUUCGAGGUACAAAGACUUAACAUUUUCUCAACUUUUCCAAAAAAAUUCCUCAUUUUGCCACUUUGGAUGCUUAUAACUCGGUCAGUUUCCAAUGGAUCUUCAAUUGUAGCACAUAUUUGGAUAGAUCUGGUCAUUAACUACCAAAAGUUAUUCUACGCCGAUGUGCUAAGUUGUCUGUGGAAAAAGUUAUUCGAGGUACAAAGACUUAACAUUUUCUCAACUUUUCCAAAAAAAUUCCUCAUUUUGCCACUUUGGAUGCUUAUAACUCGGUCAGUUUCCAAUGGAUCUUCAAUUGUAGCACAUAUUUGGAUAGAUCUAGUCAUUAGCUACCAAAAGUUAUUCUACGCCGAUGUGCUAAGUUGUCUGUGGAAAAAGUUAUUCGAGGUACAAAGACUUAACAUUUUCUCAACUUUUCCAAAAAAAUUCCUAAUUUUGCCACUUUGGAUGCUUAUAACUCGGUCAGUUUCCAAUGGAUCUUCAAUUGCAGCACAUAUUUGGAUAGAUCUGGUCAUUAGCUACCAAAAGUUAUUCUACGCCGAUGUGCUAAGUUGUCUGUGGAAAAAGUUAUUCGAGGUACAAAGACUUAACAUUUUCUCAACUUUUCCAAAAAAAUUCCUCAUUUUGCCACUUUGGAUGCUUAUAACUCGGUCAGUUUCCAAUGGAUCUUCAAUUGCAGCACAUAUUUGGAUAGAUCUGGUCAUUAGCUACCAAAAGUUAUUCUACGCCGAUGUGCUAAGUUGUCUGUGGAAAAAGUUAUUCGAGGUACAAAGACUUAACAUUUUCUCAACUUUUCCAAAAAAAUUCCUCAUUUUGCCACUUUAGGUGCUUAUAACUCGGUCAGUUUCCAAUGGAUCUUCAAUUGUAGCACAUAUUUGGAUAGAUCUGGUCAUUAGCUACCAAAAGUUAUUCUACGCCGAUGUGCUAAGUUGUCUGUGGAAAAAGUUAUUCGAGGUACAAAGACUUAACAUUUUCUCAACUUUUCCAAAAAAAUCCUCAUUUUGCCACUUUGGAUGCUUAUAACUCGGUCAGUUUCCAAUGGAUCUUCAAUUGUAGCACAUAUUUGGAUAGAUCUGGUUAUUAACUACCAAAAGUUAUUCUACGCCGAUGUGCUAAGUUGUCUGUGGAAAAAGUUAUUCGAGGUACAAAGACUUAACAUUUUCUCAACUUUUCCAAAAAAAUUCCUCAUUUUUCCACUUUGGAUGCUUAUAACUCGGUCAGUUUCCAAUGGAUCUUCAAUUGUAGCACAUAUUUGGAUAGAUCUGGUCAUUAGCUACCAAAAG